CGAAAGAAAGUGGCUGGGAGGGAAAGAUAUGUAUUCCGUGUGAAUGUAAAUCUGAGUAAAACGACAACAAAUACAAAGGUCUACACAGAGCUGGACACAAGUGGAAUUGAAUUCAAAGACAAAUGCAGUUGAACAUACCGCAAACCCUGGUGAUGUAAAUUAUGUAACAAGCAAGAAAAUUUCGUGCCGAUAGAAGAAAAAAGUGGUUAGUCUGCAAUUUAAAGACAGGAUUUUACUCUCAGGUUUUACGUUUUCCUUGAGACUCACGAGUUAUUUCCUCCUGUGUGUGCGGGCCGCCGAGCGUACAUGCUAGUAGGAUGAAUGUCGGCACAGCGCACAGCGAGGUGAACCCAAACACGAGGGUGAUGAACAGCAGGGGCAUCUGGCUGUCCUAUGUCCUGGGCAUCGGCCUGCUACAUGUCAUCCUGCUCAGCAUCCCCUUCGCCACCGUGCCGGUGGUCUGGACCCUCACCAACCUCAUCCACAAUAUGUGCAUGUACAUCUUUCUGCACACGGUGAAAGGGACCCCUUUUGAGACGCCGGACCAGGGCAAGGCGCGUCUCCUCACGCACUGGGAGCAGAUGGAUUAUGGUGUGCAGUUCACUGCCUCCCGCAAGUUCCUCACCAUCACGCCCAUCAUCCUGUACUUUCUCACCAGCUUCUACACAAAGUACGACCGGGUCCACUUUGUCAUCAAUACAGUGUCCCUGCUGACUGUCCUCAUUCCUAAACUUCCUCAGCUGCAUGGAGUGAGGCUUUUCGGGAUCAACAAAUACUGAUGUCCAGAAGCAGGAGCCUCACUGCCUUGUUCAUCUCCUAGUUGCUCAUCCAUGUCUACCCUAGUCUGCGACCCCCAUGCAUCAGUCCAGUAAUGCCAUGUGCCCAGGAUGGGCCCAUGUUUUUGUGGUGCC
Megalops cyprinoides (Indo-Pacific tarpon) is the source of this 911-nucleotide messenger RNA. RefSeq names its product ORM1-like protein 3. Bases 318 to 779 code for a protein of 153 amino acids. The record is from RefSeq and is a predicted model, not a curated record. The transcript is spliced from 4 exons. NCBI's taxonomy places the organism in Eukaryota, Metazoa, Chordata, Actinopteri, Elopiformes, Megalopidae. Gene Ontology annotation, biological process: negative regulation of ceramide biosynthetic process; ceramide metabolic process; intracellular sphingolipid homeostasis. Gene Ontology annotation, cellular component: endoplasmic reticulum membrane.